UUUGACGCUAAGAAACACGCCCACAAUUACGACCAAAUUCUACAGACUCGUUCGGUGCAAGCAGUCCCUAUCAUUUCCAACGGCAACCUUCUGUGUCAUGUGCAGAUCUCGCGAGAAGCAUUAGCUGUUUCUGCUGGCGAUCUGGGCUGCAGCAGGCUGAGGCACACUGCGAGAAGGUAAGAGGGGACGCACAUCAUGGCGGACAGAGACAGUGGCAGUGAGCAAGGAGGAUUCGCCACGGGCCCCGGAGCCGGCCCGAUGCACCCGUCCCGCCUCCAGCACGACACCGAGGAGCUUGCCUCCAAACGCGUUGACAUCCAGAACAAGCGCUUCUACCUCGACGUCAAGCAGAACGCCAAAGGCCGCUUCCUGAAGAUAGCCGAGGUCGGGGCCGGGGGAAACAAGAGCCGCCUGACUCUCUCGAUGUCAGUAGCUGUGGAGUUCCGUGACUACUUAGGGGACUUCAUCGAGCAUUACGCCCAGCUGGGCCCUAGUAACCCGGAGAUGGUGCAAGACGAGCCCCGGCGGGCCCUAAAGAGCGAGUUUCUGGUGCGGGAGAAUCGGAAGUAUUACAUGGAUCUAAAAGAAAACCAGAGGGGGCGGUUUCUGAGGAUCCGUCAGACCGUGAAUCGGGGGCCCGGAUUGGGAACUGCACAAGGCCAGACCAUCGCGCUUCCAGCCCAGGGACUUAUUGAGUUCCGCGACGCGCUGGCUAAACUCAUCGAUGAUUAUGGUGUGGACGAGGAGCCUGCAGAGCUACCGGAAGGCACUUCACUUACGGUGGACAAUAAGCGCUUUUUUUUCGACGUGGGCUCAAACAAGUAUGGAGUGUUCAUGCGCGUUAGCGAGGUGAAGCCGACCUACCGCAACUCCAUCACAGUGCCCUGCAAAGUGUGGUCCAAAUUCGGCGCAACCUUCUGUAAAUACGCCGACGAGAUGAAACGGAUCCAAGAGCGGAGUCGAGAGAGGAGGGCACGCGAGCUGCUACCGGAGGGCCUACAGGGAGACGAAGGAGACGAGGAUUGAUGGAUAUAAAACGCAUAUUCACACGAGACAGAGAGAGACCGCGGAAAAGAAAUUCAAAAUAUAUAUGAAAUAACGAAUGACAUUUAAUCAAACGUUACUGUAAAUGUUAAAAGCGCGAGAGAGAAUUCCAAGGGAUCACCCUACCACAACCUUCAAACUUGCAGUCACAUCUCAACCAUCACCGGAAAAUUCCCACUUAUCCACAAUACUACAGUAAGCCGCUGCUAUCAGUAACAUGGGUCUAUGAACUGGUUUUCUGCUCACAAAAAAAAUAUAAUAGACUGGAGUUUGUCUCACCUGUCAACAGCCAGUUUUAUACACGUCCAGGCCAUUGAAAUGGGUUCCAAAGUGCAAAUUCAAGAUGUUAUAGCGAAAAAGAGAAUCUAUAUAUAUAUAUACGUUUUUAUGUGUGCUAACAUUUGACUCCAGCACAAAUCAAGUAAUAUUUAGGAGUUUUAUGAACCAAAACUUCAGCGUAGAAGUUUACACAGAUUAUAUUGUACGUGUGUCUGUGCCCACCCGGCGCAGACUGUGGAGGACGUGUCAACAAGCAUCUAUCGGAAAAAAGAAACAAACCAAGGCAAACAUGCAUUUGAAGAAUUAGAAGUACUUCAUCUUCCAUUUUGAAAGAGUAGAGACGGCAGACGAGCGUGCAUCCGGUCAGAGUGAGCUCCCGUGCCUGACGUCAAACGAGAGCGUCAGGUCGGAGGUAACGUUGCCAUCAUGACCAGUGCGCGACUCCUAAUAUUGAAUAUCAGCCCACAGCACCGUACCCCCUUGGGCAAAUGCUAUCAUGACAAAAAGUGCUAACUUAGAAAUACAAAUUAUGAUUUUGUGAAUCAGAUGUAUUUAAAUUCUGAACAUGCCCACGUUUUCUGUGGGAGUAUUUUUUUUCUCUCUCUUUUUGGGGGGGAGGGAAGGGGAGGGGGUUAUACAGAGCAGGAGCUGUCCACCAGUACAAGCUUGAGUCGUGUUCUAGGAGAGAAGAAUCCAUGUGGGCGGCACUUGAAGCCCGCGUGGAUCGUCCUCUUCAACGUCAAAAACAACCUGGUGCCUUAUCCCUGCUCCACACGUUUACAUGCUCCGCGUGCCCCGACGCUUCCGAUCACUGGUUCGUCUUGCUUCAUCUUUGGCUCACCGCAGGCGCGUUCACUGCUCCAGUCGUGGUAUUCCUGAACGGACUUGCCAUUAGAAACCAAACUCAAACAACACAUACUACUCGGCUUUCCUCUUGUCUUGUCAUCUGGAGAAGCGGGCGGUGAUCUGCGGAGAUAAAGCAGCGCAGUGAUGUAAGCAUGGAUUCGUUCACCUGGAGGGAUGGGGGACUUCUCUUAAUGCUCUGUGUAAGAAAACAAAAACAACAAAGUUGUACAUGUAUUUUGUCCCGUGGGUGGGUUUGAAAAGGGGGUGGUGGUGCGUGCAGGGGGGCAGGGUGUUUUUUUAAUGGUGCUACUUUCCACGCGCGCCGUGGGAUUCGCCGGUCUUGCUAAAAAUCAGUUUGCCUACCUGUUUGUUUUGACGUUGUGACGUCACUCCACAUGUUGUCAUAUUCCAGCUCAUCCUCUCAAAAGUAACACUGCUAACAUUUCAGUAUCGCGUGCAAUAUGGUUGCCUACGUGCCAACCGUGGCAUUUUCUGUAUACCGAUGGAACUAGUUCUCUCUGUAAGACGCAUAGGACUUAAUUCUCCCUUACGAUGGAUAUGUGAAGCACUUUUUUGGCACUUAUUUCAUUUUAUUUUUUUGAAACACGCGAAAACAUUCAUAGAGAAGAGAUCAAAGGUUGACCGAUCUCCUCGUGGUUUGCCUAGUUCCCAGUUUGGCUGAGUCGUGCGCCACAGCUAUGAUCUUGGCACUCGGCUGUGGAGACGCACGAAGCAGGGAUGCCCAUCUCUCUUUGCGACCAGCUCAGGCACCGUGGCUGCGGCUGUGGCUACGAGUCGUGCCUGUAGUCAGGCCAGCGACGCAGCGGAAGAGCUGCGUAAAAGUCUGGCGUAGGCUCUCCACCGGGGACGUUCCAUUGUAGUUCGCUGCUCGAGCGUGUUUGAUACAUUCUAACUCUCUGAAAGUUCUUCAGAACUGGCACAAUGCUUGCCGAAAAGAGAGAUUUAAUGAGUUAUUUUAAAAGUACCCUUAAAGGAAUGUUGUGUAAAGAAACAAUUUAAGAAGAAUAAAACAACUCUUUAAUUUAGUUUGACUCCCACUGCAAACAUGUUAACCAAUGUCAAGAGUUGAAGAAAGCAAGAUUCCUCUGAAAGUUUUUAUUUAGCUUUGUUCAGCUACUUCAUUUCUGCACUUUUCUCUGUAGACCUUUUUGAGAUUAUUCUCAGUGGUAUUUAGCUGCAACACUGAAUACACAAUAUCUUUCUCUCACCCUCUCCCUCACUCACACACACACACACACACACACACAUAUGCGGACACCAUCAUUGUUGUUGAGUGGGUCUCCUGGGGAACAUCUGCCCAGAUGUUCUAACCUCAGACUCAAACUUCAGACUUGUUCUUAGUGUGAGUCUGACAAAAAAAAACCUAACAGAGACGGUGGCAGCAUCCCCGAUACUGCUGCGUCCUCACUUCCUGACUUCUGAGUCUACUAGAGUGUAGACGUCCAGGCGCCACGCGCCCUGACGAGGCUGUUACGCACUAGCUGACACGAGGACAGAGCUGGCCUGGAUCGGGCCCAUAGAUCAGAACCACAUGCGGCCCAGAGCACUGCCUUCUACCGCCUGUCCGUCCUGCCUCCUAGAGUGUCUGUGCAAUGCCUAGGAUUAGCUUCUGGUAGCUAACGUGGAGAGCAUCUGCCCUUGACACCUCUACCAUCCUAGGGAUGUUGACCCCUCAUUACGUGUAGGACUUGCGUGUUAGGUUGGGUGUACAUGCAUGUCUGUGUGUCUGUGUAUGAGAGAGAGAUAUAUAUAUUAUGCUUCCCUUCACUGUUCCUGUCAUCCUCUUGUCCAGCUCCCCCCUCUCUCUGAGUACUGUGUGAAGUGGAAAAGCUCUAGGAAAUGGAAACUGGAAAACCCCCUGGCUCCACUCUAACUCUGUGACUGGGCUCAUCUGCAGGCCACGACAGCCGACAUGUAGAGGGUGGCCAUUAGAAAACUCACCAGAGAAAAAAACAAAACAACAUAUGUUGGUACUGAAAUGCCUCUUAAAUGCUCAAAAACAUACGAAAAUGUUUUAUUUUCAAAGUGAUUCUUAAAAAAAAAAAAGAGACUAAUUACUAAUCCUUUAGGUGCUACUAAAACAGCUCUUUCUUAGUGUGUGUUUGUGUGUUGUACGUGUGUGUCGGUGCUCCACUGAAACAGUGCUAAAAAGGCUGUCUUAAUGUGUAUGUGUGUGUGUGUAUGGUAGAGAGAGAGCUACUAAAACAGUACUGAAAUAGCUGUCUUUGUGUGUGUGUGUGUGUGUGUGUGUGUGUGUUUGUGUUUAUGCCUGUGUGUGUGAGAGAGAGAUACCUACUGAAUUGGUACUAAAACAGCUGUCUUACUGUGUGUGUGUGUGUGUGUGUGUGUUUAUGCCUGUGUGCGUGUGAGAGAGAGACCUACUGAAACAGUACUAAAAUAGCUGUCUUAGUGCACACUGCCUGGCUUGGAGGCAGUGCACAGAGGAGACCAAUCAAAUCUCAUGUUAUGAUUGUUUCCUUAGCAACGACCUCUGACCUCCCUUAGGUGGGCCUGUAUAGCCAGAGGUGUCCAUGCCCUCCCACCAUGGGAUAGCGAGAGUGUGGUGGUUCUUGGGCUGGAAUACCUGGUGUGGUGGCACUUUUUCUUUUUAGUGUUAGGAAAAUCUCUCGAGCUAGAGGUGUUUCUUCUGGUCUUACCUACCAUCAUCAGUCUGUGUGUGUGUGUGUGUGCUUACACACAUAAGACCAGCUGACCUGGGAAAAGAUUCCACCUCCCAAGUCAUGUAAUCAGCCCAGACAUCACAUCAACAGAAAACCCAAGAGAGCAAAAACACAAACAAAA
Molecule: messenger RNA, 4992 nt
Organism: Clupea harengus (Atlantic herring)
Lineage: Eukaryota; Metazoa; Chordata; Actinopteri; Clupeiformes; Clupeidae
Gene: purab
Product: purine-rich element binding protein Ab
Biological process (GO): regulation of transcription by RNA polymerase II
Cellular component (GO): nucleus
Molecular function (GO): DNA-binding transcription factor activity, RNA polymerase II-specific; RNA polymerase II transcription regulatory region sequence-specific DNA binding; purine-rich negative regulatory element binding
Source: RefSeq, a predicted model, not a curated record